Pyrenophora tritici-repentis Pt-1C-BFP is the source of this 1804-nucleotide messenger RNA. Its product is annotated as UBP5, Ubiquitin C-terminal hydrolase. Lineage: Eukaryota; Fungi; Ascomycota; Dothideomycetes; Pleosporales; Pleosporaceae. Gene Ontology annotation, molecular function: zinc ion binding; cysteine-type deubiquitinase activity. The record is from RefSeq and is a predicted model, not a curated record. Gene Ontology annotation, biological process: protein deubiquitination.
AUGGACACGAUAGCAGUCGCCCCCAAGGCGUCCGCGCUGGCGUCGCCCAAGAUUGUUAAGAAUGCUAAGGGCAACAUUAUACAGACUAGCCAAAUGGCUCAUAUCGAGUAUGGCUGUGAACACAUGGGCGAAAUGUUUGAGAACGCGCGUAAACAGACUCUCCAGCACUACCGAGCGAUCCUACAGAAUAUCCACGAGAAACCGAGUAUAAUAGCGCAGACCUACAGUUCAACAGAUGGGCGCAAUGUCGUGUCGCUCAGACCGCUAUUUCUAUGCCUGCAAUGCCCAAGCAUCAUGACUGAGGUGGACCGCGAUUUGCACUUUGAGACUAAGUCGCAUUGCUUCUCCGUGGAAUCGCGAGACGGUAAUAUAUACUGUGGAAACUGCCAGGACUAUAUAUACGACGAAGCACUCGAGAUUCUAAGACUACAAAAAGGCAAAAAGCGGAAGUACGAAGACACCACUACGACCGAGGACCACAAGCUUGUCAUUAGCAACUCAACCUUCCUUCCCUGUCGAGCGAUCGGCCUGCGUGGUCUAUACAACAUGGGCCAAACAUGCUUCAUGAGCGUAAUCCUACAAACCCUCGUUCAUAACCCUUUCAUACGGAACUUUUACCUUUCGGAAGGACACAAACAGACGGACUGCGAAAAUGCGUCGUGUGUCAGCUGUGCGUUGGAUGAGAUGUUUGUCGAGUUCCAUUCGGCUGAGAAAACGGAAGGCUUUGGCGCUGUCAGUAUGCUCAUGGGUAGCUGGCUAGCAGGAGAAGCUCUGGCAGGAUACCAACAGCAAGAUGCGCAUGAGUACAUGCAGUUCAUACUUAACACGCUCCAUCUGGCUAAUGGAGGCUCGACCGAUGAUUCGGAGGAUUGCAAAUGCGUGGUACAUCAGACCUUUUGCGGGAAGCUGUCAAGUACGGUAAUGUGUGACAAUUGUAGGAACGUCACGACUGCCUUAGACCCGUACAUGGACCUCAGCCUAGAUGUGCGGAUCCAGGGGAAGAAGCGGAAGCAGCAACUCGCAGAGAAGGGAGAAGAAACACCCUUGGAUCUGAGAGAUUGUCUAGAACGCUUCACUGUGAAGGAGAAACUCGGCUCAGCAGACUACACAUGCCGGAAUUGCGACAGCCCGCAGAACGCGACAAAGCAACUGAGUAUCAAGAGACUGCCACCAGUCCUCUCUAUUCACCUCAAGCGCUUUGAGCACACAAAAUCCACAUCGUCAAAGAUCGAGACACCCGUUCGAUUUCCCGUAAAGUUAGACAUUCACCCCUAUACGACAGCCCACAAGGCCGCCAUGCGCGCCGCAAAGACAUCUGGAGCGCCUCCUUCAAACCACAACAUAAACAGCCCGACGAACGCUCUCAUAUACGAGCUUAGUAGUGUUAUCGUGCAUAAGGGCAAGAUUGACUCAGGUCACUAUAUCAGCUACAGCAGGGAAGGCAGUGACUGGUUCAUGUUUGAUGACAGCAAGGUUGUGCUAGUCAGUGAGGCAGAAGUCCUUGCAGCAGAGGCCUAUCUUCUUUUCUACAUGGUCGGCGGUCUGGAAGUGUAAGAAGGAAGAGAGCGGGCUUCGUUAGGUGGGAUUAUUGUAUCGGUCUUCGGUAUCGGUGUUCAGCUGCAUGUUGGGCGUUUACUCGUAUGGAUGGGUAUGAGGUUUGCAUGAUACAUGCUAGAAGCAUAGCAUCUCUCUCUAUUAGGAGGGUCUGCGGUCAGUGUUAGAGGGUUCGCCCUGUCAUCAGAAGCGCUGCUGAGCAUAAUGACUAUAAUUUCCUCAUUGGCUUGCGACGAGCAGUGGGUCACCU